Molecule: messenger RNA, 759 nt
Organism: Phytophthora sojae
Lineage: Eukaryota; Oomycota; Peronosporomycetes; Peronosporales; Peronosporaceae
Exons: 2
Coding region: 1-759 (252 amino acids)
Source: RefSeq, a predicted model, not a curated record
AUGGCGACUCGACUUACACUCGCAAUUGCUGUGCUCGCCUUGCUCAACGGCGGCGCUCUAGCCCAAGGUCCGCGCGGUCCGAUGCGCAUGGGGCGAAUGCCUCGUGACCGCGAGCAAUUUGGCGCAGGCAACGCUCUCGGUGGCAUGGGCGGCGCAAUGGGCGGUCUUGGCGGCGGUGCUAGCAAUGGAUUCAGCGGAGGUCUCGCGGGUGUCGGAGGUGUCGGUGCUGGUGGCUUCGGUCAGCUGGGCGGGGGUGGAGUUGGAGGUGCUGGCGGCUUCGGACAGCCCAGCGCUGGAUUCGGAGAUGGCGCUGCUGCACUUGGCCAGGCCGGCACGACCACAACUGGGUUGAUGAAUGGCGCCAGGGGCAUUGGUGCUGGGGCGAGAGGCGUCGCGGGUACGACGGGUCUGGGCAACGGUGGUCCUGUGACUCCUGCGCCGACGACGCCAGGCAUUUCCGGGCCGACGUCCCGCAACGGAGGCGCUGCUGCGGGUGCAGCUGGUGUCGGCGGAUUUGGUGGGUGGAGCAAAGGAAGAAGUGUGAUCUCCUACUCGAAAGUUGCAUUCGGAGUUUCCAGCUACCACCACUAUGGCCCGACUGGUCGACUUACAACUCGCUUGCCACACGUACUGGAAGAUGAUGAAGACAAAAAAAUCUUGACUGGAGCGAAGUUGAUCGAUCUCCGAAACUUGAUGCUGUUCGCCAUUCACUCCACCUCAGACCCAAUGAGGUCAUCGAUUGGAAGCGCUUGGACCUGA